Malaya genurostris is the source of this 1270-nucleotide messenger RNA. Its product is annotated as cathepsin B-like. Lineage: Eukaryota; Metazoa; Arthropoda; Insecta; Diptera; Culicidae. Gene Ontology annotation, cellular component: lysosome. Gene Ontology annotation, molecular function: cysteine-type endopeptidase activity. The transcript has a single exon. The record is from RefSeq and is a predicted model, not a curated record. The coding region runs from base 36 to 992 and encodes 318 amino acids.
UGGCCCUUGGUCAGGUCGCGCUUUGCCAGACGAGCAUGGGUUUCAGUUCGGUUCGUUUGUCGCGAAAUACGAUUGCCGACAGAAUACAAAAUCUAACAAAAACUUGGACUCCGGGUCGCAACCCGAUGCCGGCGGAUUUCUAUAAGGGCGGUGUGCGGCUCGAAGAGCAGGAAUUGUUUCGACUGCCGCAGGGAAUACUGCUGUUGGAAAGUGCUGUCAAACUACCGGACUCAUUUGAUGCACGCGAGAAAUGGCCGGAUUGUCCGAGUCUACGGGAGAUCCGUAAUCAGGGCUGCUGCGGUUCGUGCUGGGCGAUUUCCGCUGCAUCCACAAUGACGGAUCGGUGGUGCAUACACUCGCAGAAUAAGUCACAGUUUUCGUUCGGAUCGUACGAUCUGAUCGCAUGCUGUCAUCACUGUGGCGAUGGGUGUGAAGGUGGCAAUUUGGGCCCAGCCUGGAAGUAUUGGGUCGAACGUGGAGUUUCCAGUGGAGGACCAUACAAUUCCCAAACGGGAUGUCAUCCGUAUCCGAUCGACGUCUGUCACUCGAAGGACGAGGACGACAAACAGUUCAAAUGUUCGCGAAAGUGCCAACUGAGCUACAAUCAGACGAGUUAUCUCCGGGAUCUUCGGUUCGGGAGGGAAGCUUACUCCGUUGCGAUGGACGAGGGACGAAUUAUGGAGGAAAUUUUUUUGAAUGGACCCGUGCAAGCUUCGUUCAAGUUGUACAAGGACUUCAAAGCCUACCGAAGUGGUGUCUAUCGUCACGUUUGGGGUCCGUUCGAAACCGGCCAUGCGAUCAAGAUUUUUGGUUGGGGCACUGAAAACAACGUCAAAUAUUGGUUAUGUGCAAACUCCUGGGGUGAUGAUUGGGGAGACAACGGGUUCUUCAAAAUCAUCAGAGGCGAAAACCAUCUCGAUAUCGAAGGUAACGUUCAUGCGGGAUUACCGGACUACAGCAAAAGCGCAGCGAUGUUCGACUUGGAAUACUGAAUACCAAUACCACUCCGUAUAACCUGUGCCAAACCGAACACAAAUGCGUCAUUUUUCACGUUCUAAAAUGAAGAAACAUCGUCGUUACAACGGCGACUAUUAACUAAUCCUUUCCCCCCACCAUGGCGUUCCGUUGUAAUAUCCGUUUUUUGGGAACGAAUCUCGUUGGAAUUUUUACUCAUUUUAAAGCCCAUCUCAACCAAUAAAACCCACUCGGCGUGGAGAUUUCUUUAUUAAAAUAUUUGGCACCAGCGGUUUCGAUGGUUCAGUUACCUUUU